Molecule: messenger RNA, 784 nt
Organism: Juglans microcarpa x Juglans regia
Lineage: Eukaryota; Viridiplantae; Streptophyta; Magnoliopsida; Fagales; Juglandaceae
Exons: 3
Coding region: 377-784 (135 amino acids)
Molecular function (GO): oxidoreductase activity
Source: RefSeq, a predicted model, not a curated record
ACCAAAAGGAGCAAGAGAUCGGCUAAGGCAUGAAUAUGGCCACAAUUACAAAACCAGUGAAAAAUUUGUGGGGUCGCUCGGAGAAAUCCAUGACAACUUCCACCAUGUUCUCCUACUGCUACUCAUCGACGAUCAAACCCGCUUCUCACUCCUCAGUUUUCCAACCAUCCCUCCACUCUAUCAGCUCUUCGUCCUUUCAUCUCCAACCCAAAUCUUGGAACUUCAUUUCCCUCAAUGAAUCUUCUUCAUUCCCCGGAAAUUCAAUCUCCAUUAAUACACGAAAUCUCUGCGUCGUUUCCGCCUCUAAAUCGGACAAUGGAUCGCAAGAAUCUUCCUUCAGAGAGCUGAGUCAUUUUUUAGGAGCGUGCUGGCAAGCAUGGAAAAUGUGUACUUAAACAGGAACCCCACAACAAAACAAAUAUUAGAGCUUGUUCAAUCUGUUGACAGCAACCAAAUUUGCUAUGAUCAUAUGGUAUUUAGAACAUUCGGGUUAUUCUUGGUGAAUGGUUAUGGUAUUGACUCAAUGGCUAAUUUUUUCCUUGAUUUUGGCUAUGAGCCACGGGACGAGUUGAGGUUUCCUACAAAGAAAUUGAAAGCACUGUGGUUUUCUCCUCCCAGUGUUUCUCUUCCUGAUGGUGGUAGUGGCACCAAUGGGCCUUUGCCAAGAAUUUUUAUAUCAGAGCUUCUUGUAGAUCAGAUGAGUACACAAACUCAGAUGUGUCCAAAAGGACCAUUCUUGACAAAGAGAAAAUCUCAAUUUUGCACCUUAGAUCCGAGCAAUUAG